Messenger RNA from Fraxinus pennsylvanica, 516 nucleotides. The record is from the annotation of a GenBank genome assembly. Lineage: Eukaryota; Viridiplantae; Streptophyta; Magnoliopsida; Lamiales; Oleaceae.
AUGGCGAGUACGGGUGAAGCGGACAGGAAACGGCGUCAUGUUAGCUCUAUAUCACCCACUGCCGCCACUAUGAAUAAACCCUCUUCUAUGCGAAUAGAUGAGGAUAAAAAGCUGAAUGCAGCAGUGCUUCAAUUCCAAAAUCAAAUGCUUUUUCUGAAUAAUAUGAGAAGACUUUGGCUGUGGUUAAUAACUCUUGGGGAGAGAUGGCUAUUCACCUCCAGAACUAUGUUUUUAAGCCAGCUCUUAGAAACAGGUGCAACUGAAAGUAGCUCAGCUGGUACCGCUGCAAGUCAAAUUGAAGAAGAUAGUCUUAUUGACGCGGAAAAGUCUCGAGGAUCGAGCCAACAUAUUGGGCCCUGUGAUUUGAAAUCAAAGGUUAAUAUUCUGAGACUGGCAGUUGAGCGAGCUGAUAUUAAAUAUUUGAGAGGAGAGUUGGAGACUACUGCUGCUGGAUUGGAAGAAAGUAACUGCAAGUUGGCAAUUUUAAAAGCCGAAAGAGCAGGGGGAAAGGGGUAA